GUUUCAAAUUUUGAGCUUAGGACUUGGGCCUCAUUCAAAUAUCAAGCCUGGUGGCACGACGGCCACAGAGUGACGUGGCGCCCGUUGAUUGGUGGAAAUGGUCUCCACAUCAUUUCAUGACGUGUCCCUGCGAUGAAUAACCUGUACCAAGGUCGCCAGAACAGAAGAACAGAGAAAGAAAGAACGACGCAGAGAGAGAGAGAACGGAGAUGGGUGCUCGGAAGAGAGCUUCUUCGGACGCAUCAUCGAAACAUCUGGCGGAAUCGAAGGAACGAGAAUUUGAAGGCAUCAGCAGGAACUCCGCAGACCCUACGAUCGCUCCGUCUAAAGCUGGGGAGAUCCUGAAAUUCUCUUUAAUUUUCUUCGUUCCGUACUUGUACAUGCUCUUCUACCACUAUAGGAUCGACAUAGAGCUCAAGAGACCCAUCCUCAUCAACGCCGCCCUCAGCCUCGCCGGUUUCUUCCUCACCCUCUGUUUGAUCCCCGUCGCUUCCAGAUACGUUCUCCGUCGCAAUCUCUUCGGCUAUGAUAUCAACAAGAAGGGUACCCCUCAAGGCUCAGUGAAAGUGCCUGAGUCAUUGGGUAUUGUUGUUGGGAUUGUCUUCUUGGUGUUGGCAAUUCUAUUUCAGUAUUUUAACAUACCAUCGGAUUCGAAUUGGCUUGUUGAGUACAAUGCAGCAUUAGCAUCCGUCUGCUUCAUGAUUUUACUUGGAUUUGUCGAUGAUGUCCUUGAUGUCCCUUGGAGAGUGAAAUUGCUAUUGCCAUCUGUUGCUGCCCUUCCUCUGUUGAUGGCCUAUGCUGGACAUACCACCAUUAUCAUACCGAAGCCUCUCAUUCCAUAUGUUGGACUGGAUGUUCUGGAUUUAGGAUGGAUAUAUAAACUUUAUAUGGGUCUUCUGGCAGUAUUCUGCACAAACUCCAUCAACAUUCAUGCUGGUUUGAAUGGCCUUGAAGUUGGGCAGACAGUUGUUAUUGCUUGUGGCAUUCUGAUACACAAUGUCAUGCAAAUUGGAGCAUCUACAGAUCCUGAGUAUAAGCAAGCACAUGCAUUUUCUAUUUACCUCGUUCAGCCUUUACUGGCCACUUCCUUAGCUUUACUGUCUUUCAACUGGUAUCCUUCUUCAGUUUUUGUUGGUGACACAUACACAUACUUUGCUGGAAUGACUAUGGCUGUAGUUGGCAUCUUGGGUCACUUUAGUGAAACGCUCCUGAUUUUCUUUCUUCCUCAAGUUCUCAACUUCCUUUUAUCACUUCCUCAGCUUUUUGGCUUUUGCCCUUGUCCUCGACAUCGCUUGCCAAGAUUUGAUCCUCAGACAAGACUGCUGACGGGGACAAAUGAUGGAACACUUGUAAAUUUAUUCUUGCGACAAUUUGGCAGAAUGUCAGAAAAGUCACUUUGCACCCUGUUACUUUUUUUCCAGGCAAUGGGAUGCUGUUUUUGUUUUGUGCUAAGAUGGUUUCUUGCUGGUUGGUAUAAAUGAGGAGCGAAAUUGUAAGAAGUUGAUUUUCUAGCUGUUCAUUAACAUGAAAGAACUUCUCAUCACCCAGUCAUGUUGUACAAUUUUGAUUUAUGCUACGGAUGGCAUACUAGAUUAUUCUGUCAACAACUCAAAUGGCUUAUAGUGGCAGUUGCCAUGGGUGUGCAUUAUGCUGAUCCUAUGACGUGAUUGUAUUUGCUAAAAAUUUUGUAUUUGCCCAUUUUCAAUGAAAAGGGAAAGUUUGAUUAA
Messenger RNA from Malania oleifera, 1727 nucleotides. RefSeq lists its product as uncharacterized. Gene Ontology annotation, molecular function: UDP-N-acetylglucosamine-dolichyl-phosphate N-acetylglucosaminephosphotransferase activity. The transcript is spliced from 11 exons. Gene Ontology annotation, biological process: protein N-linked glycosylation; dolichol-linked oligosaccharide biosynthetic process. Lineage: Eukaryota; Viridiplantae; Streptophyta; Magnoliopsida; Santalales; Ximeniaceae. Gene Ontology annotation, cellular component: membrane. The coding region runs from base 210 to 1481 and encodes 423 amino acids. The record is from RefSeq and is a predicted model, not a curated record.